CAACAAUGCAGAUUUAUAUACUUAGAAUAGACGGGCGAUAGGAAUAGUUCACCUGUUUUCAAUCAAGUAGCAUCAUACAAAUUUAAGAUGGCGGACUUGGAAGAUUCGUUUCUUGACGACCAAGCAGAAGAUGCUCUGCUUGCAGGCGGUGAUGAUGAUCACGAUACUUCUACAGGACUCGUUCUGCAAUCCCCAGGUGCAGAUGAUACUGGAGUAGAAGAUGCGGAACUUGAAGAAAUCAAAGCUAGGGUGCGUGAGAUGGAGGAGGAGGCAGAGAAACUGAAGGAGAUGCAGAAUGAAGUUGAGAAGCAGAUGAACAUGAGCUCACCACCACCCCCAGGGUCCGUCGUACCGCUGUCUCUGGAAGACAAACAAGAAGUUGAUAAUCGCUCCGUCUACGUUGGAAAUGUUGAUUAUUCAACAACGGCUGAAGAACUAGAAGCGCACUUCCACGGUUGCGGCCUCAUCAACCGAGUUACUAUCCUUUGCGAUAAAUUCACGGGUCACCCUAAGGGGUUUGCUUAUGUGGAGUUCUCUGAUAAGGAUAUGUUACAGCCUGCUUUAGCUCUGGACGACUCACUUUUUAAAGGAAGACAGAUUAAGGUGUCUUUAAAACGAACCAACCGGCCAGGCAUCUCAACCACAGACAGACCUGGACGUGGAGGGCGAUUCCGAGGUGGCACUAGAUCCUACCGUGGUGCAUACAGUCCCUAUGCAAAUGCCUACUCUGGCUACAGGCCAAGAAGAUAUAGACCGAGACGCUACACCACCAGGUAUUCCCCUUACUGAGAAAAAAAAAUAUAUUGUACGUAUGUUUGUGGCUUUUAUCAAAGUCUUCAAUAGUGAAUGAAAUGUUGUGAGCAUGCCAUUAACUUCUUUGUCAACGGAACCGUUUCUAAAAAAACAUAAAAAUAUUCACACAAAAAUGCUGCGGAAAAUUGCUUCUUGUGGUCUAAGCCAGCUUGUUAGACAACAGAAUGUUAAGGUAUGUGACCAGCAUAUUCUCAGAAUGUGCAACCUCUGUUCCGGGAAAUCUGUUAUUUCUUUAAAUAAUUUACUGUUGAGACGUUGUACAGGUGUUCAAAAAACUUCAAGACCACACCUUGCUUUUUUUUGGUGGGUGAAUUAAUUUGGGUUUUUACCCAUACACCGAUGUGUUUAAGCACUGUAUACUCGGUACUUU
Molecule: messenger RNA, 1183 nt
Organism: Asterias rubens (European starfish)
Lineage: Eukaryota; Metazoa; Echinodermata; Asteroidea; Forcipulatida; Asteriidae
Product: polyadenylate-binding protein 2-like
Exons: 7
Coding region: 88-789 (233 amino acids)
Molecular function (GO): RNA binding
Source: RefSeq, a predicted model, not a curated record